AUGAGCUGUGUCUCUUGUAUCAGAAACCCCUGAAGAAGUGGAGCAGAUGAUGCUUCAGCUCUGCCAAACUCCAGAGGUCCCAGAGGCCGCAAGAAAGCUGGUAUGACCGAAACCACAAAAACAUCCAGAAUGCAUGGAAGGAAUCCGAGGCAAUAUUAUAGAGCUAUGAAGACUUCCAUUGUUGAUACAGAAGAUCUUACAUUUAUGGAUGAAGAAACCAAGGAUAUGAAUGAGACUGGUUUUGACCAAAAUUUAUCUGAAGUUAAUGGAGCUGAGCAGUCAUCUCCCCAAUUCUUAGAAAAAUACAGAGACUCUGUGGCAUUUCAAAGCGACUCAGCCCAAAAUUUGAACAAAACGUUGGAGGUCCAAAUGAAGCAGAUCUCCAUGCAAAUGGAGCAAGACCAAGAGGACAAGAGAAAACUUGAGACUCAGCAAAACGAAAUCAUGGCCAGCAGAAUCAAGGAGCAAGAGGAGAACCAAAAAAGGUUUGAGUUGUUGGAGACAAGUCUCGGAGCGAUUGCUAAAUAUUUCAAAGACAGGGAUGAGCACGAAGAAAAGCAAAGGCAGGAAGACGGCAAAAGGCAAGAUAAAAUGUUCGAGAUCUUCUUGAAAUUGGACCAACGCAUUCAGCACAGUAUCGAAAGGGAAUCCGAGAGAGACGAAGAAUUCAAGAAGCUCUUGAACAAACUUGAGCACAAGAGCGAACAGAGGUUUGAAGACAUCGAAGCCAAGAUCAAAGAACUCCAGGGGCUGGGUCAAGGGAUAUGCUCUUUGAAUAGAGGACUCAACGAGAGUUCUAUGAUAAGUUUGAACAUGUCAUCAUCCGAUCUCACCAUUCCAAGAAAUACAAAUCAGAAAAGCCAAAGUUUGCAAGGCAACUCCGAAGAGUUCAAAGAAGAGAAUCAAAAAUUAGGCUGCAAGCAACCGCUGUCUGAAAGACAUCAAAAUGCUCCUAUUGAAGAAUCCAAGUGUCAUGAUGAGUCUGAGUCCAACCAAUCGGUAUCUGAAGAGCCUGCGGCUGAUGCUUCAGAGCAAGCAGACGAGCCUGCCAACAACCAGGAAAGCUCAGUGUCGAUGUUGACUUCAGUCAUGAGCUAUUUCGGAUACAGAAAUUAGAGACGAGUGGAUGCAAACUCGUGAAACCACCAGUUGUGAUCUG
Molecule: messenger RNA, 1159 nt
Organism: Moneuplotes crassus
Lineage: Eukaryota; Ciliophora; Spirotrichea; Euplotida; Euplotidae
Source: the annotation of a GenBank genome assembly